AAACAUUGUAGCACUCCAUCGAUCUCAAACUCAAACGUACAAAAAACAGAAAAGAAAAUGAAGGGUGUUGUUAUAGCUUUAGUGAUGGUGGUGGUGGCCAUGUUGGUCUUGGUUAAACUGGGGCAGGCCACAGUCACUUGCCAACAAGUGGCGUCAUCUGUCGCUCCCUGCGUUCCAUAUCUCACCAGUGGCACUGGUAGCCCACCCACGGCGUGUUGCAAUGGGGUUUCGGGUCUGAAACAGCUCGCUUCAACCACCAAAGACAGGCGUGCAGCCUGCCAAUGCCUCAAGGACGCCGCAGAUCACUACCAAAACAUCAAGGAAGACGUCGCAGCUGGUCUCCCCACUGCGUGUAAAGUCCAAAUCAACGUUCCCAUUUCUAGGAGUGUCAAUUGCAACGAUGUGCAGUAAAAAUCAAGGCAACUACAGAUGGAAGUUAAAAUAAAGAGAGAAGCAUGGGGGAUGCUGCUAUCUUCUCAACGGCUACACCUAGCUUUUGGUUGAAUGCGGUCAAGAUAUGGUUCUCACUAGAGAGCCAUGCUAUACUUAGUUUAUUCAAGCUACCUGUUAUGUAUGAG
This is a messenger RNA of Prunus mume (Japanese apricot), 578 nucleotides long. Its product is annotated as non-specific lipid-transfer protein A-like. Gene Ontology annotation, molecular function: lipid binding. Gene Ontology annotation, biological process: lipid transport. The record is from RefSeq and is a predicted model, not a curated record. NCBI's taxonomy places the organism in Eukaryota, Viridiplantae, Streptophyta, Magnoliopsida, Rosales, Rosaceae.